AUGAACGAAUCCUCCGACGAGCCUCCUUUAGACCGUCCCGGCAUAUGGAAUCGUAUCAACGCCUUCGUCUCCCGUGCCACCGAGCGCCACGGUCCCUCUGGCCGUGAAAAAUCCGUCCUUCCAGUGACAAACGCGCCAUCAAAGCAGAAUGGCGGCCUUGCAGACACACACGCCGCGCGCCAGCCUCCGGUUGAGCUGCACCAGUCCAAGGACACAUCAUACAGCAAUGGCGACAGCUCUACGACCGACCCCGGACAGACAGUUUCGGUGGAUACGCAGGAUGGAGAGAAGAACUCCGCCCUAGAACGCAAACAGUCGUUGGCCUCAAGAUUCAUCACCUCUACCAAGUUGAUCUUGUUUUCUAGCUGGGUCAACGUACUCCUCGUCUUCGUGCCUAUUGGUAUCGCCCUGGGCGCCAUGGAAAAAAGCAUGGGCGACAGAAGCCCGGUCUCGCCCACCGUGAUCUUUGCUCUCAACGCCAUCGCUAUUAUCCCCCUGGCCUGGAUGCUUGGCUAUGCCACAGAAUGUGUUGCCUCCAACAUGGGUGACACCAUCGGCGCUUUGCUGAACGUGACCUUUGGCAACGCUGUUGAACUAAUCAUCUUCAUCAUCGCGCUGGUUGCAGAUGAAAUUUCCAUCGUACAGGCGUCUCUUCUCGGCUCUAUUCUGGCAAACCUGCUCCUGAUUUUAGGAAUGUGUUUUCUGUUUGGCGGACUUCGCUUCCGUGAGCAACUUUACAACUCCGCCGUUACCCAGAUGAGCGCCUGUCUCCUGAGUUUGAGUGUCAUUAGUCUACUCUUACCGACUGCUUUUCACGCCUCGUUCAGCACCAUCGCAAGUGCGGACGCUGCCGUUGUCAAAGUCAGUCGGGGCACCAGUGUUAUCCUACUUUUGGUGUACAUUUUGUAUCUAUUAUUCCAGCUCAAGUCUCACUCGUACAUUUACGAGAGCACGCCACAGUAUAAAAUUGACGAGGAAUCCCACCCCGGUGUCCUCGCCGAUAUCCUGAACUCAUCAUCUAGCUCGGAAUCCUCAGACGACAACGAUACCGAUGCCAGCUCGGGGUCUAAUACCACCGUCAAGAGGAUCAGAAACGCACUACGAAAGAAACGUCGUCGCAAGUCCAGUUCAGCCUCGAAAGAGUCUACCUCGGUUCGGUCUCCAUCCUUUGUCCGAACCGGUUCCUCUGGUUCUCAGGCCCUCGAGGACGGUUCGACAAAUAUUUCCGCAAUCAUUCCGAUUUCUGCACGCGAUGAGCCCGAAGCUGAGCGGUCGAUUGUUGCAGGCUCCUCCGCCGUAGUCUCGAGUCGUGACUUUGAAAGUGACAGACUGCCCUCGGCCGUGAAGAAGUCGAAACGCAAGUCUUCCCGGCGAUGGAAACACGCCAAACACUUGAAAUUCAAGGGAUACCGCGAUGAAAGCAGCGACGAGGACGUUCCGCCGCCACAGAUCGCCGUUGAUCCCGCUCCUCAACUUGAGGCGCCAUCGGCGGCUGAAUCCCAGCGACGCCCGUUCAACCUGCGUAACUUGCCAUACAAACCGGCGAUCUCUCGUGUUUUAAGCACCAACGUCUUCACCCCGGCUCAGACCCUGCAAGUACCUAACACGACUACAGCAUCCGGAAGCCAGCGUCCAGAUCUUCGCCGUACGAGCUCAUUGCCAGAUCGUCUCGAUGGCCAGGCUAUUGAUAAAAAGCCCAUCACUGCAGUUAUACCCUCUGCUCAACCUUUGCCUCAUUUGGUUUCCAAGAAGAGUGUGGAGCACAAGGAAGACAGCGACGAAAAGCCAAAACUUUCUCGUAGCGCGGCUUUGAUUCUGCUAUUGGUGACGACUGGCCUGGUUGCUGCAUGUGCCGAGUUCCUGGUUGAUUCGAUUGAUUAUCUUGUUAGUACUACUGGGGUCAGUCAAGCAUUUAUCGGUCUGAUUAUUUUGCCUAUUGUCGGGAAUGCCGCCGAGCACGUCACUGCCGUCACCGUCGCAAGCAAGAACAAAAUGGAUCUUGCCAUCGGAGUUGCUCUUGGAAGCAGCAUCCAGAUUGCGCUCUUUGUCACGCCGGUGAUCGUCCUCCUUGGAUGGAUUUUGGACAGGGAAAUGUCGCUCUACUUUAGUUUAUUCGAAACCGUGUCCUUGUUUGUUUCGGCCUUUAUUGUCAACUAUCUCAUGCUGGACGGCCGCAGCAACUACUUGGAGGGAGCCUUGCUCAUUGCGGCGUAUGUGAUUAUCGCAGUGGCGGCGUUCUUCUAUCCCUCUUGUGACGAUACCAGCACCGCCAAUGGCGGACCUCUCGAUGGUUCUUGUCGUUAA
This is a messenger RNA of Talaromyces rugulosus, 2304 nucleotides long. RefSeq lists its product as uncharacterized. Gene Ontology annotation, molecular function: calcium:proton antiporter activity. Gene Ontology annotation, biological process: calcium ion transmembrane transport; intracellular calcium ion homeostasis. The coding region runs from base 1 to 2304 and encodes 767 amino acids. The record is from RefSeq and is a predicted model, not a curated record. The transcript has 4 exons. Gene Ontology annotation, cellular component: fungal-type vacuole membrane. Lineage: Eukaryota; Fungi; Ascomycota; Eurotiomycetes; Eurotiales; Trichocomaceae.